Blastomyces gilchristii SLH14081 is the source of this 2471-nucleotide messenger RNA. Its product is annotated as GNAT family N-acetyltransferase. The record is from RefSeq and is a predicted model, not a curated record. Gene Ontology annotation, molecular function: acyltransferase activity, transferring groups other than amino-acyl groups. Bases 501 to 1013 code for a protein of 170 amino acids. The transcript has a single exon. NCBI's taxonomy places the organism in Eukaryota, Fungi, Ascomycota, Eurotiomycetes, Onygenales, Ajellomycetaceae.
GUCUGCCAGCUCUGAUAUCCAACGGUUUCGCCGUAUCGCGGUUUCAGAUACAGCCAUUUGUAAGGGCUGAAGCUGGAUUUAUUCUCGGCUUGUUUCGCCCUAUCAGCAACAGUCACAACGUUGCAUCGCGCUAACGCAAAUCGUUUCUCAGGUCUAGCGCCGCGGUUCUGAGUUUAUAUGCGAAAUCAGGGGGUUUUGUAAACCGUUCCAUGUAAGGUUGUGUAAGUCAUAUCCUUCGCUCGCUGCAGCCCACGCGACCUUGAAAAGGACGGUCCGGGAGAGAGGAAGGAAGACCAUGAAUGGCCCUUUCUCUCCGUUGUCAGGGGUGGGAACUAUAAGGUUUCCUCCCUCGGCUCGGUCUCACUCUCAAUCCAAAACAUAAAGAUAUCCCUCACCCAAGACAGGAUAUAGAAACAUACAUACACACUCAUUUAUAUACAUCCCAUAUACAACCUAAUCCUGCCCCAAAACUCGCAACUUACGCCAAUAAUACAUACAAAAUGUCCACCAACACCGACCUCUCAAACCCCAGCCCCGCCCCCACCCCCGCUCCCAACCCCGCUCCGGCCAUCAAGCCAACCCCUCCGCCCCGCCCUCUACCCCCCGACUACCAACUCCGCGACGGCUACCCCAGCGUCCCGGACUACGUCAAACUCCGCAGCACCCCGAAUCUAACGCCCAAAACAGCCGAGCAAGGCGCCCUCGCCCUCGCCGGCAGCUGGUUCGGCUGCCACAUCGUCCACACGCCCACAAACACCUCAGUCGGCAUGGGCCGCAUCAUCGCCGACGGCGGCUGGUAUUUCCACAUCGUAGACAUGGCCGUGGCCACGGAGCACCAGCGCAAGGGGCUGGGGGAUAUCAUUUUUGCGAGACUGAUGGAGCGCAUUAGAGAGGUGGCUACGCCGGGGGUGUGGGUGUCGCUCCUGGCGGAUCCGCCAGGGAAGAAGUUGUAUGCUAAGCAUGGCUUGGUGGAAACGGCGCCGGACUCGGUGGGGAUGGCGAUUAUGCUGUAAAUUCUUACCCCAGGGUGUUCGUUCGGCUGAGGGUGGCUUGGGUGUUUAGUGUUUAGAUGGGUUUGCUGGGUUCUUUAUAUAUGGAUUGCAAUCGAUAGAAAUGCGCCCGUUUUCGAGAUAGAGGUGGUCUGUUCUUGUCUAUUCGAAUGAUGAUGAUGAUGUUUGUAGCGGUAUUAAUUGUUUAAGGAUGUAAUUAGACAAGAAUCGGGAGAGAAAGAAAGAAAGAAAAGCUCAAACGGAAGAGCAUAAAAAAAAGAAAAAAAGAAAAAAAAAGAAACUCUCAGGAAAGCAUCGAUAUAACCCCCAAAAUACGAAGUCAAACAGUGCGGAUGGUAAAAAGACCAUCUAGCUAGCAUCACCAUCUAGAAAGGAUAAAAUGCAUGAAAAAGGUUGUAUACAGGAGUCCCCCUUAAGCCAGAGCUGAAGAGUUUGAGUCCGAGGAAAGCUAUGCAAAACAGCGAGAGAAGCCCCACUUUUCUUUUAAAAAUCAUCAUCAACAUCGUCAUCAUCAGCUACGUCUUCACCUCGAUACUUCUGCCCUCCUCGUUCGCCCGACUUGCGGUUCAGGUUGGACAUUUCGUGCUCUUCCGUUGCAUUCCUGGCUCCGGACAUCGCCAUCGCCUGACGCCCGGUGUCUGAAGCUUCGAGGAAGUCGCGUAGUCGUCGUUUGCCCUCCUCCAGCGCCUGAUGUGAGGCUGCCUCGGUCAUUUUGAUGAUCGGACCCCAGAGAUUCAGCUGAUAGGUGACGUACGCGCCAAUGGCGCACACGAAAAGGAGGAAGAAGUAUGCAGGGUUGCGGAGGACUGGAUAAGGGACGGAUGCAUUAGUUUUUUUUGUUCUGUUUUCAAGGUGGUCCGUAAUGCUAGAAAGAGAUGUCCUGGAUUGCUUACCUGCCAUGAUUUCAUUCCAGCCAAGCGCUAGGAGCAAGCCAUAAAAGUAUAGCGGCACCUGAGUGAUGCCUCCGAUAGCGCUUCUCUUUGCCUCGACGUACACGCCAUCAGCGGUUUUCUUGAACCGAACUAUUAAGUCUUGCUUCUUUGCUUCGCCGAUCAUAGUCAUCUCUUCCUCCAGGCUCUUCCCCUCAUCUUCAUCAACACCUCCAAUCGGGGUUAGGUCCUCUUCAUCCGCAGGCGUUGCUGAGCUCGGCGUGUGUCCGAUCCAUUUGUCCAGUGGGGGAGGCGCGUUGGUCUCUGCAAGCCGGAAGCGGGCAAGGAGGGGGAUAAGCGUUAGUGUGGAUUCCCUAGCUUGUGUAUACACACUUUCAAUGUCAUCGGUCGGGCGCCAAAUUCGAGGAACGCCAGCAUCGUCGUACCGGAAUUUAUCUUCGAAGUUCUCGCGGAGUUUUAAGAGGAGAUUGCCCUCCAUCACUUCCUCUUCGAUUUUAGCUCGUAGGACUCCCCAGGAUUUUCUUCUUAGUCUCCAUAGGCCAACAUCUACUUCGUCAAGGCUGGCGUCAAA